AUGCUUUCAGCACGCCCCGUCAUUAGAAGAGCUGCUCGUUCUGCUGUCGCCAUCAAUGUCGCCCGCUCUGUUCCUCGCGUGGUCCGCCCAUUAGUUUCUAGAGGUUACGCUGCCGCCAAGGCUGCUCCAACCGAAGUUUCUUCCAUUUUGGAAGAGAAGAUCAGAGGUGUUUCUGCCGAGGCUGACUUGAACGAGACUGGUAGAGUCUUGUCUGUUGGUGAUGGUAUUGCCCGUGUCUUCGGAUUGAACAACUGUCAGGCUGAAGAGUUGGUUGAAUUCUCCUCAGGAGUCAAGGGUAUGGCCCUGAACUUGGAGCCAGGUCAAGUCGGUAUUGUCUUGUUCGGUUCCGACAGAGGUGUCAAGGAGGGUGAUACCGUCAAGCGUACCGGUAAGAUUGUUGAUGUCCCAGUUGGUCCUGAACUGUUGGGCCGUGUCAUUGAUGCUUUGGGUAACCCUAUCGAUGGUAAGGGACCAAUUAACUCUAAGGUUACUUCCAGAGCUCAAUUAAAGGCUCCAGGUAUCUUGCCAAGAACAUCCGUUUUCGAGCCAAUGCAGACUGGUCUGAAGUCUGUCGAUGCCCUGGUGCCAGUUGGUAGAGGUCAGAGAGAGCUUAUCAUUGGUGACCGUCAAACCGGUAAGACUGCUGUCGCUCUUGACACCAUUUUGAACCAAAAGAGAUGGAACAAUGGUUCCGACGAGUCCAAGAAAUUGUACUGUGUCUACGUCGCUGUCGGUCAAAAACGUUCCACUGUCGCCCAGCUGGUUCAAACUUUGGAGCAAAAUGAUGCUCUUAAGUACUCUAUCAUUGUUGCUGCCACCGCUUCCGAGGCCGCUCCACUGCAAUACUUGGCUCCCUUCACCGCCUGUGCUGUCGGUGAAUGGUUCCGUGACAACGGAAAGCAUGCUUUGAUCAUCUACGAUGAUUUGUCCAAGCAAGCUGUUGCUUACCGUCAAUUGUCUCUGUUGCUGAGACGUCCUCCUGGACGUGAGGCUUACCCAGGUGAUGUUUUCUACCUGCACUCCCGUCUGUUGGAGAGAGCCGCUAAGAUGUCCGACAAAUUGGGUGGUGGUUCUUUGACCGCUUUGCCAGUCAUUGAGACCCAAGGUGGUGAUGUCUCUGCUUAUAUUCCAACCAACGUCAUUUCUAUUACUGAUGGUCAAAUUUUCUUGGAGGCUGAGCUGUUCUACAAGGGUAUCAGACCUGCCAUUAACGUCGGUCUGUCCGUUUCUCGUGUCGGUUCCGCCGCCCAAGUUAAGGCUAUGAAGCAAGUUGCUGGUUCCUUGAAGCUGUUCUUGGCUCAAUACAGAGAAGUUGCUGCCUUCGCCCAAUUCGGUUCCGACUUGGAUGCUUCUACCAAGCAAACUUUGAACAGAGGUGAGAGAUUGACUCAACUGUUAAAGCAGAAGCAAUAUGCUCCUUUGGCUGCUGAGGAACAGGUUCCAGUUAUUUACGCCGGUGUCAACGGUUUCUUAGACUCCGUCCCAUUGGAGAGAAUCGGACAAUUCGAGGAGGAAUUCCUGGCUUACUUGAAGUCCAACGAGACCGAGGUCUUGGAGGCUAUCAGAGUAAAGGGUCAAUUGUCCGAUGAAUUGUUGGCCAAGUUGAAAUCUGCUACCGAGUCCUUCGUUGCUACUUUCUAA
Molecule: messenger RNA, 1641 nt
Organism: Komagataella phaffii GS115
Lineage: Eukaryota; Fungi; Ascomycota; Pichiomycetes; Pichiales; Pichiaceae
Product: Alpha subunit of the F1 sector of mitochondrial F1F0 ATP synthase
Exons: 3
Coding region: 1-1641 (546 amino acids)
Biological process (GO): proton motive force-driven ATP synthesis; proton transmembrane transport
Molecular function (GO): ATP binding; proton-transporting ATP synthase activity, rotational mechanism; ADP binding
Source: RefSeq, a predicted model, not a curated record